Molecule: messenger RNA, 1240 nt
Organism: Odobenus rosmarus divergens (Pacific walrus)
Lineage: Eukaryota; Metazoa; Chordata; Mammalia; Carnivora; Odobenidae
Gene: POLR1F
Product: TWIST neighbor
Exons: 4
Coding region: 3-1052 (349 amino acids)
Biological process (GO): DNA-templated transcription initiation; DNA-templated transcription
Cellular component (GO): RNA polymerase I complex
Source: RefSeq, a predicted model, not a curated record
UUAUGCCUGCGUCAGCUGUGCGCGCCGCGGGAAACCUGACAAGCCGCAUGGCUGCGGGUUGUUCAGAGGCUCCGCCGCCGAAGGCGGCUUCUGAGGGCCCGGUGGUGGGACAGGCUGGCGUCUUGCUUUGCCUAGAGCUGCCGACUUACGCUGCCGCUUGUGCGCUGGUGAAUAGCCGCUACUCUUGCCUGGUGGCAGGCCCGCACCGAAGACACAUCGCCCUGUCGCCGCGCUACCUUAACCGGAAGCGCACCGGUAUCCGGGAACAGCUAGAUGCGGAGCUCCUACGCUAUUCCGAGAGCCUUUUAGGUGUCCCCAUUGCAUAUGAUAACAUCAAAGUAGUGGGUGAACUGGGAGAUAUUUAUGAUGAUCAAGGACACAUUCAUCUUAACAUUGAAGCAGAUUUUGUUAUUUUCUGUCCUGAACCAGGGCAAAAGCUUAUGGGUACAGUUAAUAAAGUGUCUUCCAGCCACAUUGGCUGUUUAGUACAUGGGUGUUUCAAUGCCUCCAUCCCUAAACCUGAGCAGAUGCCUGCAGAGCAGUGGCAGAACCUGGAGAUAAACGUGGGUGAUGAGCUAGAAUUUGAAGUAUUUCGUUUGGACUCAGAUGCUGCUGGAGUAUUCUGCAUUCGGGGAAAAUUAAAUACCACUAGUUUACAAACCAAGUGCUCUGCAGUUUCUGAAGAAGUAACAGAAACUGGCACUGAAGAAAUUAUUGAAAAACCUCUCAAGAAGAAGAAAAAGAAAAAGACGACAGACCCAGAAUCAUACGAAGUAGAAAGUGACAACAGAGAGCUAGCAGAUUGUGCAGAUGCCACAAUGAAGGAAGAGACAGACCUGCAGAUUGAUAAUGUGAAUGGCCUCUGGAAGGCUGAGCCAAAAAAGAAGAAAAGGCACCAGGAAGAUCAGGACCAGGAUCCUGUUUUCCAAGGCAGUGACUCCAGUGGUUACCAGAGUGACCGUAAAAAGAAAAAAAAGAAAAGGAAACACAGUGAGGAAGCUGAAUUUACCCCACUUGUGGAACACUCACCUAAAAAGAAAAGGGAAAAGUGAUUUUCUUUAGUGCAUUUUAAAUAUUCAGCUUUUUAAAGAUUUAGAUACAAGAUGAAUAAAUGUGGGAAUGGUAUGAAAUGCUUGUGUAUUCCCGUAGUCUACAAAACAGGAAACGUUUGAUUAGGAGUUUUUGGUGCUUCAAUUAUUACAGUGAUAAUUACUGUAGGAAAUACCAGGAUUAUUAAACU